Oppiella nova is the source of this 528-nucleotide messenger RNA. Lineage: Eukaryota; Metazoa; Arthropoda; Arachnida; Sarcoptiformes; Oppiidae. The record is from the annotation of a GenBank genome assembly.
AUGUCGGCGUUGAGACGAAUCAACAAAGAGAUGCAGGAAUUGCAGAAAAAUCCAAUUCCCGGCAUUACAGCCGCACCCGCCCCGCCCGGCACUAACCCUUUUGAAUGGGUGGGCAAUAUCGCGGGCCCUCCCGACUCCCCAUACGAGGGCGGGCUGUUUGUCGUGAGAAUCCAUUUCCCUAAUGAUUACCCUUUCAGUCCGCCCCGCAUUACAAUGCAAACCCGUAUACAUCACCCAAACAUCUCACCGGAUGGUCGCAUAUGUCUGGACACACUUUCUCGUAGGUGGAGCUCAGCCCUAACCAUAGGCCAAGUGUUGCUUUCCAUACAACAACUGAUGGGCGAACCCAACCCACACAACCCGUUGGCUAUACUCCCGGCUAAUCGACAACAGUUCAACCAAACAGCCAGACAAUGGACACAACUAUAUGCCCGACCCCCUCAACCUCACAAUCAAUCGACUCAGGGUAACCGCGAUAAUGGUGGUAAUGAUGGUAGUGGGGGUAGUGGUGGCACCGGUAGUCAAUAG